AUGGCUCGCCCAACUUUGUUUAAGACGAUAUUGAUAGGGGACUCGGGUGUUGGUAAAACCAGUUUGAUCAACCGUUAUGUGAACAACCAAUUUUCCGAUGUGUACAAAGCGACGAUUGGAAGUGACUUUUUGAUCAAACCCGUCACGGUCAAUGGGCAGACGUACACUCUUCAAAUAUGGGACACUGCAGGACAUGAACGGUACAGUUGUGUUGUGACAACGUUUUAUAGAGGGAGCGACUGUUGUGUAUUAUGUUUUGAUGUCACGAAUCGGGAGUCAUUCAACCAUCUCGAGAAGUGGAAGAACGACUUCAUUGAAGGUGCAAAUCUGACAAACCCAGGAAGUGUUCCCAUUUUUGUUGUUGGCAAUAAAAUCGACUGUGAUCCAAACACUCGUGAAGUUUCGGAAGAACAAGCCAUGGAAUGGUGUAAGCUACACAACCAUCAAUAUUUCGAAACGUCGGCACUCAACGCUUCAAACGUCGGCGAUUUCUUUAACGCUCUUGCAACUGAAGUCGUCGGCAGAAGAGAAGAGGACCAAGAGCCUGAAAAACCUCAACCAAUCGAAAUUAAUAAAAAACAGGCGAAUGGGGGGUGCUGUUAA
Messenger RNA from Entamoeba invadens IP1, 603 nucleotides. RefSeq names its product rab7, putative. Gene Ontology annotation, biological process: phagosome-lysosome fusion. The transcript has 3 exons. The coding region runs from base 1 to 603 and encodes 200 amino acids. The record is from RefSeq and is a predicted model, not a curated record. Gene Ontology annotation, cellular component: lysosome; phagocytic vesicle; late endosome. Lineage: Eukaryota; Evosea; Mastigamoebida; Endamoebidae. Gene Ontology annotation, molecular function: GTP binding; GTPase activity.